AUGGUAUACAACUGGGAUGGCCACCGGGAUGAAUGCUAUCUGGUUUACGUUGUUCAGAACAAAUCCAUGGACGAACUGAUGGAUCACAUGCGGAUCCACCACAGCUUCACUCCAAGCAAAAGAGCCUUCCAACAGCAACUCCGCAAAUGGAACUUCCCCUCCAAACAAGUCGGCGCCCACCGCAAUGCACCCUUGGUCGACCGUGUGCGCGAGCUGUGGGAAGCCAACCACUCCCAGGCUGACAUGCUGCGCGUCCUUCAUGAAGAGGGAUAUGAUGUCAGCGCCAGACAGCUAUUGAGGAUACGCGCUCACCAUCGAUGGCUGCUGAGGGUGCCCAAAAACGAGGCUGCUGUGGACGGCGUUGAUGCCCUUGUACCUCGCGCCAGCCUUAGUGAUUCUUUCCCUGUCAAUGACCUGCAAAUAGCUCCGGGUCUUCAGUUAAAUUGCCAGCCCAGUCAUUCCCGACAAUCACCAUCACCAUCAUCGUCGUCGCCAACCCGCAAGCGUCGGCGCCAACCCGAUGAUGACUGCUCAGGGGUGGCCACUGCGCGCUUCCCCUCGGAAACGACCCUGGCUGAGAGCAAAGCGCUUCUCGGCCUCGAUACCGAGAUUUAUAAAUACGUUCGGACAUGCUUCCAACAGAUCUGUCACAAGGCCGGCUUGGAGAGCAAAAGCUCGGCGGGGCAGCAAUCAUGGGACGAGGCCAAGGCUUUGCUCGUCGGGCAAGUUCCAUACCUGCAGGGCCUCAUGUCCAUGGAAGUCGGCAGGGUGCACCACCUGGCACUGGACUUGAUAUGCAUUGACGUGACAAAGCGCAUGCGCAGCCAUAAUGCUAGCGCUGCUGGCGCGACGGUCAGGAAGUUGACGCUUGCUAAUGUCAGAAACAUGCUCGGUGUAAACCCUGACGAGGCUAGGGAGAUGCGGGAGACGCUGCAGAACUUGUUGUUGGGGCGAGAUAAAAUUCCGUCAGUAGGCGACGAGGAAUGGGACGAAUUGAAAGGACAGUGGCAGGACACCUGCGCGGUGUUGAGACGUAUCUUGGAGGACGGGGAGCAGCGAGAACCAAGGGCCAAGGCUGUUGAUAUUCUGGCUCGGGAUGUUUUCAAACGAUACAAGGACCACCAUGCAAAAGUUCAAGAGAAUCAGGUUGCUAUCGACCAUGAGCAAGAGCUUCAGCAACCGCAGCUGCACAUGCAAGCUCAGCCAUCCCCGCCUCUGGUACCUUCAGACAACGACGCUGUUGUCGAUAAUCAUGUCUGGGACAUGAGUAUCUACAACAACAAUAACAACAAUGCACUUAUGCAUGAUAGCAUGAUUGGUAACAUGUCGCUUCAAGGCAUGCACGGUCUGGGAAUGCCUUCAAUGUUGCAUAACUCACACAUACCACCGCUCGACGACCCUCUCCUCCUCGCCGCCAGCACUCAAAAUUUCCUGGAGCAACAAUAUAUGAACCAGAUCUACACCCACCAAAAUCAGCACCACAGUCCCAUCGCCAUCUACCUGCAGCCACACCAUGCAUCGACGGUCAUGGCCGACUCGAGCCUGUGGAUCGCAACCCUGAUGUCGCCAACUCUAGACGACGUGAGGUCAGCGGCAGUGGACAAGUAUCCCGGCGCCGUCUGCUUGUUUGUUGAGGGGGUUGUAAAAGACAGCAGGAACGGACUGUCUGGCGUUUCUGGUCUGUCUCAGGUCCCACUACCCAUAGGGUCGGAUCAGGAACUGGCUGCGUAUCUACAACACGUGCAGGAGCUGGGCGUAGCCCCGACCUUUUCUGUACAACUACACUACUGCGGAUUUGCCAAUUACCCGCUCCCCAAGGCAUGUCCCAAGACCAACUACAAUCAUGACGUAGACAAAAACCCUCCUCUGCGAGGGUACAGCCUCGCUGUCGCCUCCACUUUCCUCGAGAGAUUCCCCUCGCUGCAGACUUACUUCUGGUCCACCACCGGCUUCGGCACAGUCAAGGACAUCCGCCACCUUGACGAAGCCCACGCCAGAUUCCUGCAGGCCUCGGUGAUACCGCUCCCGGCAGAGGGCGAUGCUACCACCGCCAGGCAGACCGCGGCGGAGCUGACAAACCCGGCAGCCUACCCGGCGCAGGCGGCGCCGCGCUACCACUCCGCGGCCGACUACCACGCCAUGUACAAGUCCGGCGCCGCGACCCCGCUCCAGGUUGCGACGGCGCUGCUGCCGUACAUCACAGGCGACCGGGGCGCCGAGCAUGCCACGGCCUGGACGGCCUGCAAGCGGGACGAGGUGCUGGCCGAGGCGCGCGCGUCGACCGAGCGCUGGGCCGCGGGGAAGCCCAUCGGCGUGCUGGACGGCGUGCCGUUUGGUGUCAAGUGCGACACGCCGGUCGCGGGCUACGUCAACACGUUUGGCAUCAAGCCGCAGGCCGGGCUGAGCUUCUUUAAAAAGGUGCAGGAGGAGGACUGCUGGCCAGUCAAGAAAAUGCGCGAGGCCGGUGCCGUCAUGGUUGGGAGGCUGAACAUGCACGAGAUUGGGAUGGAUACUACGGGGUGUAAUCCCGCAAUCGGCACCCCGACAAACUGGUAUAACAAGUCCUACUACCCAGGUGGCUCUUCCUCGGGCGGCGGGUCGGUCCUCGGCGCCGGUCUGGUCCCCAUAUCCAUCGGCACGGACGCGGGCGGCAGCGUACGCAUCCCCGCCGCCUUCAACGGCUGCUUCGGGCUCAAGGUCACGCACGACCGUACCAUGGCCAUGAACAGUCUGAUGUGCGUCACGGGCCCGCUGGCCGCCACGACGUCGGACCUGCGCGCCGCCUACCGCGUCAUGGCCCAGCCCAACCCGGAGUGCGAGGUUCAGGGCCGGUUCGCGCCCACGUCCUGCCCUCCCGCAGCCGCCAGCAGCAGCCGACCGAAAACCCUUGGCGUCUGCAAGGCGUGGGUCGAGCUCGCCAGGCCCGAGGUGCGGGCGUGCUUCGACGCGGCCAUUGCGCACCUGGUCGAGAAGCAAGGCUACGAGGUCGUCGAAAUCGAGCUCCCCUACCUCCGCGAGGGACAGCUUGGCCACGCGGCGGCGUGCCUGGUGGAGGCGGUGGACCACCAGCGGAUGCGGCACGACCCGACGGCGGGCGACGGGGGCGGUUGGGUCGACAUGCUGUCGUACCCGUCGCGGGUGCUCCUGUCCAUCGGGCAGCACACGCGGGCCGUCGACUACAUCAAGAUCAUGCAGCUGCGGCAGCUGCUGAUGCGGCACCUCGCCCACCUGUACUCGGAGAAGCACCCGGGCAUGUUGAUCGUGAGCCCGCUCAGCGCCCUGCCCGGGUGGCCCAAGGACCCGGCCGACGCGCGCUUCGGCGUCAGCGACGGCAACAUCACGUUUGCAAACAUGAGAUACGUCUGGCUGUCCAACAUGACGGGCUGCCCGAGCGUGAGCGCGCCCAUGGGCUACGUCGAGCCCAAGGUCGGCGAGGGCAGGGUGCCCGUCGGCAUCAUCGCCAUGGGCGAGUGGGGCGAAGAGGAGAGUCUGUUGGACUGGGCUGCCGACGUAGAGGGCUACAUCAACAGCAUGGAAGGUGGCAGGCCGAGACCCAAGGAGUGGGUUGACGUGGUCAAGUUGGCCAAGGAGACCGAGAGCGAGGAGCUCGAGGUCGGGGACGUCAAGGUCGGGAAGCAAAGAGAGCAAAAGCUUUGA
Messenger RNA from Pyricularia pennisetigena, 3657 nucleotides. RefSeq lists its product as uncharacterized. Gene Ontology annotation, molecular function: catalytic activity. The record is from RefSeq and is a predicted model, not a curated record. The coding region runs from base 1 to 3657 and encodes 1218 amino acids. Lineage: Eukaryota; Fungi; Ascomycota; Sordariomycetes; Magnaporthales; Pyriculariaceae. The transcript is spliced from 5 exons.